Molecule: messenger RNA, 869 nt
Organism: Leptosomus discolor (cuckoo roller)
Lineage: Eukaryota; Metazoa; Chordata; Aves; Leptosomiformes; Leptosomidae
Source: RefSeq, a predicted model, not a curated record
UCCUGAAUCAGCAGUGCUUGGAAUUUCUUGCAAUGCUAGAUGUGAAACAACAGAAGGUAGUUCAAGAAAACAUGUCCUUGAAUAAAAGUGACCUUACAGAUUUUACAGGUCUUGAACUGGCAGUUCUCGGAGCCUGUACCUGCAGUACUUCUGGAGGGCAGCCUUGUCCCUGUGCUAAAAUGGCGGCUAAAACUCGAAAGCAACUUCUUCUUCUCAAGCAAGAGAUUGAAAGUCUGAAGAAGAGUAAAGAUGAAGCAUACAUAAUGGCAGAUGCCUUCAGAAUUGCAUUUGAGCAGCAGCUAAUGCAGAGGAAGGACCAAGCCCUGAGGCUUGCAGAAAUGAUAAAGAUUAAGAAGGAAACAAAAUUUAUGAACUGGAGACGUCUGAAAGACGAUGGACGUGUCAAGUUACAAGGGAAUAAGAACAGUCUGGGGCAAAACCUAUCCAGCCUGCUCGCAUCGGAUGUGGACUGUAGGAAGGUUGAGGAGCUAGACAAUCCUCAUGAAAUCCUGAAGAUGUUAAUAGAUUUGGUAAAUGACAAAGAGGAGGCUCUGGCUCAUCAAAGAAAGGUUAGUUACAUGCUAGCUCGCGCAAUGGAGACAAAAGAGGAUGUUUUGGAACAUGAUAGAGGAAAUGCAGGUACACUGGGGUGUCAUCAAUGUGAAGCCCAGGGGUCAUCGGGCCCAGGACACACCUGCUGCCAAAGCUUCCAUUCUCGAAACAGCAUCUUUUCAGUUCCCGGUGCAAAAACAUUCGAAAAUCCGGUUAAAAUGCUUCGAAAAUCACACUCCUGGCCAUCUGAGACUAUGCACCGCGAAGAAAAUAACCCAUGUGGAAAUGCAGACAAAACUGUAGUGGUGUCUAUAUAG